Molecule: messenger RNA, 2576 nt
Organism: Rhododendron vialii
Lineage: Eukaryota; Viridiplantae; Streptophyta; Magnoliopsida; Ericales; Ericaceae
Product: DNA polymerase eta
Exons: 16
Coding region: 91-2283 (730 amino acids)
Biological process (GO): response to radiation; error-prone translesion synthesis
Cellular component (GO): replication fork; nucleus; site of double-strand break
Molecular function (GO): damaged DNA binding; DNA-directed DNA polymerase activity
Source: RefSeq, a predicted model, not a curated record
CUAACAUUCCGGAUCCGAAUAUUCACCUGGAAUUGCGAGGGAAAAAUAUUUCUACGACUACAGAAGGCCAGAGCGAGAGAGAGAGAGGAGAUGCCAGUGGCACGACCAGAAUCAUCCGGUGCUAGGGUCAUUGCUCACGUCGAUAUGGACUGUUUCUAUGUUCAAGUGGAGCAACGUAAACAGCCACAUUUAAGGGGUCAACCUACUGCUGUGGUACAGUACAAUUCCUGGAAGGGUGGGGGAUUGAUUGCUGUCGGCUAUGAGGCUCGUAAAGAUGGGGUGAAGCGUUCCAUGCGAGGUGAUGAAGCAAAGAAAGCAUGUCCACAAAUACAACUUGUUCAAGUACCAGUUGCUCGUGGUAAAGCAGACCUGAGCACAUACCGAAAUGCGGGUUCAGAGGUGGUUUCCAUUCUUGCAAGGAAGGGGCGAUGUGAGCGGGCUUCAAUUGAUGAAGUGUAUCUUGACCUCACUGACGCUGCUGAGGCAAUGUUAGCAGAAGCUCCUCCAGAAAGCUUUGAGAGAAUCGAUGAAGAAGCUCUUAAAUCACAUGUCUUGGGGCUUAAUGAGGAUGGAAGCAAUCGCAAAGAAACUGUGAGGGAGUGGCUCCAAAGGAGUGAAGCUGAUCACCGUGAUAAGUUGUUAGCUUGUGGGGCCUUUAUAGUUGCUGAUCUUAGGAUGCAAGUUUUGAAGGAGACCGAGUUCACAUGUUCUGCAGGUAUCGCUCAUAACAAGAUGCUGGCCAAACUAGCAAGUGGUAUGAAUAAACCUGCACAACAAACUGUUGUGCCCUUUGCAUCUGUGGAAGGAUUGCUUGAACAUUUGCCCGUAAAGAAAAUGAAACAGCUUGGGGGAAAGCUUGGGAGUUCCUUACAAAUUGACCUUGGCGUGAAUACUGUGGGGGAGCUAUUGCAGUUCUCAGAGGACAAGCUACAAGAACGAUAUGGCGUAAAUACUGGUACUUGGUUAUGGAACAUUGCAAGGGGAAUCAGCGGGGAAGAGGUUGAGGGCCGCCUUCUUCCCAAAAGUCAUGGUUCUGGGAAGACAUUUCCUGGCCCUCAAGCUUUGAAAACAAUUGCUUCUGUUGAACACUGGCUUAAUGAACUUUGUGAAGAACUGAGUGAACGUCUUCAGUCUGACCUAGACGUCAAUAAGCGGAUAGCGCACACACUCACCCUGCAUGCUACAGCAUUCAAGUCCAGUGACUCUGAGUCGCACAGAAACUUUCCUUCUAAGUCAUGUCCAUUGAGGUAUGGCCCUACAAAGAUCAAAGAGGACACUUUAAACCUAUUUCAAGCUGGGUUGCGUGAAUACAUUGGGUCAAGUGGAAUUAGUACUCAUGGAAGUCGAUACAGAGGAUGGGGAAUUACUUCUCUUUCGGUUUCAGCCAGCAAAAUUGUCGCUGUUCCCGCUGGGACCUGUUCAAUCAUGAGAUACUUUCAUGGCCAAGAUCAGUCUUGCUGUUCAUCCGAGCAAGUGAAGGACAGAUUCCCCGAAGCUGCACCAUCGUCACCCUCUGGAACUGAAAGCUAUUCAGGAUCGCAUCCUACUGAACCGCCCAUAAAAUUUCACAAGGAGGAAGCAAGAAUUGGCGGUGCCAUACCAAUUGUGGAUGAAAAUGAAAUUUACACAGAAGUGUGCAUGAGAGAGGAUACAUGUGCUGCCUUGCAACCUGUUGAUGGCCAGGAUCCAUCUUGUUCUUCCCAGGGGGCACAUCAUGAGUUCAUCCAAGAAACUUCAGCAUUAUCUUCCUCAGUUAGGGUAGUUGUUCUUUCAAGGACUCAAUGCUGUACGGAACUGAAUCAAAAUGAGCUACACAUGGAAUCCCAGGCUGAGGAAACUGGGACCAAGUACUUACGGUGUGGUAUGAGGCCAAGGGAGCAGAAAAGAAAAUUGGUGAAAGAUAAGGGGUCAUCUUCAAUCUUGAGACUCUUUCAGAAUUUCAACAACUCUUCUUCCCAGAAGCGAGAGCAUGCUACAAAUACUGAUGAACCCCAAGCAUCUUCAUCCUUGGAUUUUCAGUCAACCGGUACCUUCUCUGAACUAAAUGAAGCUGAGGUACCAAAAGAGAACCCACUUGGCAUGCCCACUUUGGGUCAACAAGAUGAACUAAGAAGGGAUGCGUGGGAUUACAAGAUUGAUGAGAUUGACCCUACCGUCUUUAAUGAGUUACCUCCUCAAAUCCAGCAAGAGCUGCGAGCUUGGCUUCGGCCCCAGAAACGAGCUAAUUUACUCAAAAGAGGUUCAACUAUUGCUCACUAUUUCUUGCCCACCAAAAAUACGUAGGCAGGCCAAAUGAUUUUACCUCACAAUACCCUCCAUUUAUGUAUGGAUUCGAGUCUAUAAUUUGAUGUAUCGAUCACACACCUUGUAUAUGGGUUAGGGUACUGUGUAAAUUCUUUCUGAAGUUUGAGAUGUAUUUGUUGCCAUUAUGGGUGGGGCCCUUGCUACUUAGAAUCGGUUAAUUUGUAUGUCAUCUUUUUACCCAAUGAGAAUAUCCAAGUCAAAGGUUUCUUAUACAUUGUACUCAAACAGCAUAUGAGCUAAAAGUUUGGCAGGUGGUUUGGUUAGAUCGUUCA